CAUAUGUGGAUGCAUCAAACUCCCUCAACUCUUGGACUGUCUUAUUAACUCAAGAAUGUCGCUGUCUCUUGGAAUCACGUCUGGACAAAAGCAUCAUUUGCUGUGGCUGAUGGUCAUCUGUUGUGUUACAUGUCAGAUAACGUGCUCAAAAAUGAUGAUAAUCGGCGAGGAUUUGACAGAUACGUGUUUCUGGAGCUGCAACAGAUCAUCCUGUCCAGCUAUAAACCUGACAUGUCCACUGGAAUAUGAAAUACUGAUAGGAAAGUUUUGCAUAGCGAAUGUCAAAUACAACACAUCUUCCACAGGAUAUUGCAAAUCAUACCGUUUCAACAUAACAAACAAUGAGGGGAAAUAUGAAGUAAGAAUGGAUAAGAUGGCUAUAAACAUUGAAAUGUGGUUUGUCCCAAAUCCCUCUAAAUGCCUCACACCAGAAGUCCUGAAUUCAACAGGAUCCACAUCCAGUCAUAUUGGGACUUGUCAGCCACAGUCAAGCACAGACACUACCAACCCUACCACCACCACCACGACUGGAUCUACCAUUACUACUACCAGCCCUAUCAUCAUCACCAUCUCUACUACCAACCCCACCACCACCACCACGACUGAAUCUACCACUUUCACCAGUACUAACAACCUUACCAAUAGCUCUACCACACCCUCCAACACCUACAAUCCCAAUUAUCUAGAUCCUUACAAAG
This is a messenger RNA of Carassius auratus (goldfish), 698 nucleotides long. Its product is annotated as G8 domain-containing protein DDB_G0286311-like. The record is from RefSeq and is a predicted model, not a curated record. The transcript is spliced from 6 exons. The annotation marks the transcript as partial. NCBI's taxonomy places the organism in Eukaryota, Metazoa, Chordata, Actinopteri, Cypriniformes, Cyprinidae.